UAUGAAUUUAAUGUUUCAAGAAAAAAAGGGAACCAAAAAGAAGCAAGACCUCUAGAAUCGAAGAACAUGGACGAGGCAAGCAAUGAGAACCUAAAUGAUCUCCCAGAGGAGCUCCUCCUCCGCAUCCUCACCUUCCUCCCCACAUUAGACUCCAUCCAAACCUCUCUCAUAUCCCAGAAAUGGCGACCCAUCUGGUCUCGUGUUCCCUCCUUGAACUUCCCCUUCGAACUCUUUCCUUCAUACGAGCCACCGUUGGAUACCCGCCAAUUCUUCGCCGAGUUCAUCGAUCGCGUUCUCAUUCUUCGCUCCAAUUCUCCCAUCCACACUUUCCGCCUCUCCUUCAUCUACCAUGAUCACUACGGCUCCCAUGUCGACUCUUGGGUUCGCUCCGCCAUAACCCACCUCCACGCUCGUGAGCUCCAUCUUGACUUCUUCAUCCACAAAGAUUUUCAUGACGAGGACACAUUUAAUCACCGGUAUGAUUUCCCUUUCUCUGUUUUGAGAAUUGGGUUUGUUGAAAAAUUGGGCCUUACGGGAUGUGAUCUUACAUUGCCGGCUAAAAUGUCCACUAUGCGUCUUUGCUCGAUUGGGUCCGUGUUUCUCGAUCGGGUUUAUUUGACGGACCAGAUAAUGAGUGAUUUGAUUUUGGGUUGCCCCAAUUUGGAGGCUUUGGAGCUUCAGAACUGUUGGGGGCAUCAUCAUUUGAAGAUAUGUAGCACAAGGCUUAAGAAGCUGGUACUUGGGUAUUUUUAUGAUUCUGAAAUCCAAGAGACGCUUGUGAUUGAUUGCCCAAACCUCUUCUCGAUCAGUUUUGAUUGCUGUGCAUUUGACAAGUUUAUACUUAAGAAUGCGUCGUCCCUGGUUGAGUUUCAUGUUGAUAUUGUGCACUUAAUCGAUGGGUCCUAUUGUUAUUGGAGCAAGGUUGUGAGGCUACUCUUACAAGCACCUAAUGUUAAGCAUCUUAAUGUGCAAAAUUGGUGGUUUAAGUUUCUGACAUCAAAGGAGGAUUCUUUCCCCAAAAGUUUUAUGCUCUACAAUCUCAACCUCUUAGAGCUGCGAACAGGAUUUACCCAAUAUGAUCUGGUUGGCAUGGCUGCACUGCUUAAACUUUGUCCCAAUCUCGAGACAAUGAUUCUAGAAUACCUUUUCAAGACAAGGGCAGAUGAGAGUUUAUCAGAAGAGUCGCUAAAUAAACCAGUUGAAUUGAGCAUGCCAAGUCUUAAGCAAGUUACAAUGAACGCAUAUACCGGAACAGAAGAUGAAUUCAAUUUUAUGAAAAUGUUGAUUGGGCAAGGAGUUGUCCUAGAAAAGAUUGUGUUUGUUCCCGUCCAAGUUGAGAACAGAAAAGUUGUUGAGAGGUCACUUCCUCCAGUGGUUCUAUAUAGAAAGGGUUCACAAGGUUGGAAGUGCUCACCGGACCUCUCCUUCUCAGUACUGAGAAUUAUAGAGUCUGAGCUAAAUGGGGAUUAGGGUUUAAAAUUGCAUGGGGAAUCCAUUGGCUCAUCCAAGGUUUCUUGUUUUUCUGAAACUGGGUUUAAAAUUAGAUGAUUAUUACGAAUAUCAAUAUUAUGUUUGGAUUUUGUUUACGGAUCAUCAUCCGU
Messenger RNA from Prunus mume (Japanese apricot), 1601 nucleotides. RefSeq names its product F-box/LRR-repeat protein At3g26922-like. Gene Ontology annotation, molecular function: protein binding. NCBI's taxonomy places the organism in Eukaryota, Viridiplantae, Streptophyta, Magnoliopsida, Rosales, Rosaceae. The record is from RefSeq and is a predicted model, not a curated record.